Molecule: messenger RNA, 776 nt
Organism: Corythoichthys intestinalis (scribbled pipefish)
Lineage: Eukaryota; Metazoa; Chordata; Actinopteri; Syngnathiformes; Syngnathidae
Product: lysozyme g-like
Exons: 6
Coding region: 161-715 (184 amino acids)
Biological process (GO): defense response to Gram-positive bacterium; peptidoglycan catabolic process
Cellular component (GO): extracellular region
Molecular function (GO): lysozyme activity
Source: RefSeq, a predicted model, not a curated record
AAGGAAGUUAGAGCAUUUAAUUGAGGAAGUCCAAUGUGUUUAAAUCGAAGCUGAGGGAAAGACAGAAGGCUAGUAGAACACUGAACAAGGCUGACUGGUUGGAAGACAAUCGACAUCAAGACAGCAUCAAGACACAGGUGAUAACACUUUGACAAGGAAAAUGGAUUACGGGGACAUCAUGAAGGUUGACACAACCGGAGCAUCUCAGAAAACAGCUGCACAAGACAGACUGACAUACGAUGGUGUGCCAGCGUCCAACAAGAUGGCACAAACAGACUUGGACAGUAUGAACAAUUACAAAAGCAUAAUCCAGAAAGUGGGAACGCAAAAGCAAGUUGAUCCUGCCAUCAUCGCUGCCAUCAUUUCCAGAGAGUCCAGGGCUGGAAAGGUAUUGAAGAAUGGCUGGGGAGACAACGGUAACGCCUGGGGACUCAUGCAGGUUGAUACAAGGUAUCAUACUAAACAAGGUGAAUGGAAUAGUGAGGAACACCUCAGCCAAGGGACAGCCAUCUUGACUGAUUUCAUCGGAAAGAUCAAGAACAAAUUCCCAAGCUGGACUGCAGAGCAGCAACUCAAAGGCGGGAUUGCGGCCUACAACAUUGGUCUGGGAGGCGUUCAAACAUAUGAAAGGAUGGACGUGGGCACCACAGGAGAUGACUACUCCAGUGACGUCGUUGCCAGAGCUCAGUGGUACAAAAGCAGUGGAGGGUUUUAGUGUCAAAACAUUGUUAUGAAAAAAGCUCUUGUUAACAUUCAAUAAACACCAGCCAAACCAG